Psilocybe cubensis is the source of this 1143-nucleotide messenger RNA. RefSeq lists its product as uncharacterized. The transcript is spliced from 4 exons. The coding region runs from base 1 to 1143 and encodes 380 amino acids. The record is from RefSeq and is a predicted model, not a curated record. NCBI's taxonomy places the organism in Eukaryota, Fungi, Basidiomycota, Agaricomycetes, Agaricales, Agrocybaceae.
AUGACAGCGGGUGGCACUAAUACGUACCCUGACACUAAUCUCCCCGUUAAACACCUCAGCGAACACACAGAGGUACAACGAUUGCUCGCCGUAUCUCGUAUCAAGGACCCCACAACCAAUGAAUGGAAGCUAUCCUAUUCAAAUCCUCAUCUCGAAGCAUUCCCGCCUCUUCUUUACGCACAUGCAGACAUUCAAAAUGCGCUUGGACUGUUUAAAGCCGAUGAGCUCAUUCGGAUUGGCCGAACCAUUAUUGUGGGACCAUCUGCAUUGAAAAGUGAUGAAGUACGCCGCUCUCGUGAUGACAGUCCCUAUGCGCAUAUGGAUAAUCGCCAAAAUCGCACAACUCCAGGCUUAAUUGCAUGGUGCGCUACAUGUGCAAUUUACAUGUUAUUGGACGAUAUUGAGUUUACAAGCAGCGGAGUAGGAUCUCGGACUGGAAGACGAUAUCUGGACCACUUUGAUAUGUACAAGCGCUAUCUCAUCACACAGUACAAAUCCCUUACAUCGCUUUUUUCAUUCUGGGACACAUCAUUAUUUCCCCAUUCGCAAACAGCACCGUCAACUCUGCUUGCCCCACAGCCAACUGUAAUCAUAUCAACAGGAUUAGUGCCAGCCCCCGAUGAUCCAUUGCAGCAUGUGAUCAAUAACUUCAAUCGCCAGUCUACAAUUGACUUGGAGGCACCCGUUCAAACACAGGACGACAAUUUGGGUGAUAAAACUGACUCGGACAUCGAAUACUUUGGUCCCCCUGCAUCUCAGGUCUCACAAGUGUCCCACAUCGGGCAUAUUAUUCAUCCAGAAGCCGAACUUGACAAUUCGGACAAUUCGGAUUCAGAUGGCGCCCAUGCACCAAUCACAAACAAUCCGGGUACAUUACCAUCUUACUCCACUCUCCCUGCUGCUGUAGAAUUGCCGAGUAUCUCCACCUCAUUCCAGGACCACUCUGGUCCUUCAAAUCCAUCGUCAAACACUGCACCAGUUACCGCAAACACGCCACAACAAGUGGCACAUGUUUCUAUUCCACAGAAGCCUGUCCGUUCGAGGAAGAAGAAAGCCGUCACACCUCUUCAACAAGAUGCAACUAUUGUUCCAACAAGGGCCCGCAGUACUCGUGCUAGCUCUCGAAGCAAUGCACCAAAGUGA